This is a messenger RNA of Trametes versicolor FP-101664 SS1, 1843 nucleotides long. Its product is annotated as DUF500-domain-containing protein. NCBI's taxonomy places the organism in Eukaryota, Fungi, Basidiomycota, Agaricomycetes, Polyporales, Polyporaceae. The transcript has 8 exons. Gene Ontology annotation, molecular function: actin filament binding; phosphatidylinositol binding. Bases 1 to 1629 code for a protein of 542 amino acids. The record is from RefSeq and is a predicted model, not a curated record. Gene Ontology annotation, cellular component: actin cortical patch. Gene Ontology annotation, biological process: actin filament bundle assembly; actin cortical patch localization.
AUGAAGUUCAACACACCGCUUCCCCAGCCCCUGCCCAAGGAAUGCGCCAAGGCAGCGCAAAUAUUCAAGUCUUUCGUCGACAGUGGGAACAAUGGGCUCGACGGGGUCAUCCCUCGGAGCGUGCUUGAGAACGCCAAAGGUUUCGCAAUAUUCACCAUCUUCAAGGCGGGCUUCCUCUUCUCUGCAAGGGCCGGGAGCGGUAUCGUAAUCGCGAAGCUGGAGGAUGGAACAUGGUCGGCGCCAAGUGCAAUAGGGACCGCCGGCCUUGGUGUCGGUGGACAGGCUGGCGCUGAGAUGACAGACUUUCUCGUCGUAUUGAACUCACGAUCGGCCGUUAAAUCUUUCAUGUCGGCCGGCUCACUUACGCUCGGCGGAAAUCUCAGUAUCGCCGUUGGCCCUCUCGGUCGUAAUGGGGAGGCAAUCGGAUCGCUCAACACCAGCGGCAAAGUCGCUGCUAUGUACAGCUACUCCAAGACAAGGGGCCUGUUCGGUGGAGUAUCCAUCGAAGGCUCUGUUAUCGUCGAGCGUCAGGAUGCCAACGCCCAAGCGUACCGCACGGAUGUGUCGGUGAAACAAUUACUGAGUGGUGCGAUUCCUCCCCCCGACUGGGCCUCUCCUUUCAUCAAGACCCUCGAGGCCUGCACAGGCAUGCCCGGCGGUCGCCGCUGGGUCCAGGAAUUUCAUCCCAACCGCUCGGAAGAUCCGUAUAUGUUCGGCAGCGUAGAGAGCCCUGGACUAAACGAGAACGGGCCUUCCAGCGCGCGGGGCUCCCCGGCCCUGUCUGAGGGCAGCCCCAGCCUUAAUGGCAAACUGUCGAAGUCGAAGAGGACCAAGUCUGGUAGUAUCUCCUUCCCGCCCGUCUCGUGGGGCCGAAAAAAGAGCACAGGCUCCUACUUUUCCGAGUUCCACGACCCGAGCCGUGCGCCCGACCCUGUCGACGACCUACCUAUACCAUCACCCCGGGCCCCCGAGGACAGACCCUCCCCGCGCCUAGGACGUGUGAUGAACCCAGCGACCGGAUACUUCGAGACGCAGUUCCAGACCGACUACGUCUCCGAGGACCAGUUGAAGAAACACCCUCCGCUCCAGCGCCGAAUGACGCCCACGUCCGGAUCGCAAACGCGCACGGGAGCAGACGAGGGCUGGGAACCCGGCAGUCCAUUCAACAACCUGCCUCCCUUCAGCCAGGCACACUCGACCAUGACGGGCGCGAACUCGGAGACGUCGAGCCACCGGCGCGCGUUCAGCGCGUACGCGCCGUCGUCCGUCGGCAGCGGCGGGCGCAACGGGUCCGCCGCGAGCAACCCGUUCGACUCCUACGGCGCGAGCGAGGACGAGCUGGACGACGAUCUGCUCGGGGGCGGGUCGCUCGGGCGGAGUUCUGCGAACGGCGCGAAGCCGAAGCUCGCGCCCAAGGCGGAGCUUGCGCGCCCGCUGCUCCCGCACGAGGGCGUGGCGCGCGCGAUAGCGCUGUUUGAUUUCAGCGCGGUGCAGCCGGGCGACUUGUCGUUCAAGAAGGGCCAGGUCAUCGUCGUCACGGAGAAGAGCGACGAUACGGAUACGUGGUGGAAGGGCAAGCUGGAGGGCCGGGAGGGCAUCUUCCCCGCCAACUUCGUCGAGGUGGUCUAGUGGACCCGUGCAGGCCCCUCGGCUUCCUGCUGGGGCCUAUUGUCGUGCUGUGCUGGUGAAGGUCGGACUCCAAUGUAAGGGUAUCUAUCUGCUCAUCUCAUCUAUGUAUAGUCCCCGCUCUUGGUUAUCGCUGUAUGUACACUGUUUCCGGGCUGUGCUGUAUGCUAGGCUACGUCGCUCUCAAAAAUGUAGCCAUGUUCUCGUCUGCUCCGAG